AUGCAUCAACUCAACGGGUCCAAUCUGCUGCUCCUGUCGUCCAAGGAGAAGGAGCUUCCGCCUAUUCCUUCUCGUGCAUCCAGCACGGUUACCAGUGACACUACUCCCACUUUAGGUGACUCGUUGCUUCUGCCCAAGUCGCUUAACCGCAAGAAUAUCAAGAAACUCUCGUUUACCCCUACGCUUAAUUUGCCCGAUGAUGACGAGACUCUGGGCAAGUAUGAGCGGUUUCAUAAUAGUCAGCGGCAACAGAACCGCAAUAAAUUGCGGCCUGCGCCGCUUUUGAACCUUGGAAACGCCACCAAUUCACAAGCUACAGUGAUUGAUUCACUCAAGUCAUUGGAUCUCGAAGAUUCCAGCCUUUCUGGGACCGCAACAUCCAACCGCAGGCGUCAAACAGUGAUCAGCUCAAUAUCUCCCACCAAGUCAGUGUAUACGCCACUGCCGGGCGAGAACAAGACGAGGUCGGCGCUUUCAUCGCCGUUGCCUGUAACUCCAACAGCUUCGACGUCUUCCACGCUCAAUUUGAAGGAUGCAGACUUGGUCCAUCUUAAAGAUCUUGGUGCAGGCAACCUGGGCGUAGUACUGAAGGUUCUUCAUGUGCCAUCUCAGAAAACCAUGGCUCGAAAGGUAAUUCAUGUGGAUUCCAAGGUGGCUGUUCAAACACAAAUCAUUCGAGAACUUAGAAUUAUGCAUGAGUGCCAGCUGCCGUAUAUCAUCGAAUUUUACGGAGCUUUUGCCCGUAGCAACAACACUAUAGUUCUAUGCAUGGAAUACGGCAAUUGUGGUUCUCUCGAUAAGAUUGUACAGCUCUGCAAUCCUCGACAGCUCCCGCUCCUGGUCAUACGCAAACUUCUGUAUCUGAUGCUUUCUGGACUCACCUACCUCUAUACUACACAUAAGAUCAUUCACCGUGACAUCAAGCCUCUGAAUGUGUUGAUGAACCACCGUGGAGAAUUCAAGCUAUGUGACUUUGGUGUACUGCGUGAGCUAACUAAUUCCUUGGCCAUGGCUGACACUUUCGUGGGAACAUCCACUUACAUGUCUCCAGAAAGAAUCCAGGGCCUCACAUAUGGCGUAAAAUCCGAUGUAUGGUCCAUGGGGCUAAUGCUUCUUGAGUUGGCCCUGGGAUACUCGGUGUGGAGUGACACCCACGAGGAUGAUCCGAACUUCAAUGACGAAGACAGAGAGAAAACCAAGUCGGCUGGCCCGGAAGGUAUCUUAGAUCUCUUGCAGCGAAUCGUCAAUGAGGACUCGCCAACCCUCACUGGUAGAAUUAACAGGUAUACCAAAAAACCAUACAACGCUGAGCUCUGUGAAUUCAUCGACGCCUGUCUUGUGAAGUCGGAUAGUGCUCGAAAAUCUCCGCAAGAGCUUUUAGCUUUUGAUCUUCUCAAGAAUGUUGGACUGGGAAGCUACGAUAAGGAAGUGAAGACUUGGGCCAAAAUGAUUCGAAAAUUACACAAAGAACGAAAUGAGGCCGACUCCAACUCCGCGGAGUAG
Sungouiella intermedia is the source of this 1503-nucleotide messenger RNA. The record is from the annotation of a GenBank genome assembly. Lineage: Eukaryota; Fungi; Ascomycota; Pichiomycetes; Serinales; Metschnikowiaceae.